GGCGCACGUUCGAUGCGAAGCAGUGUGUGCUUUCACGCACGGAAACCAAGAAAACGGUGUGCACCAGGACCACGGUUUACUCCUGGACGUAAUCCAUGCCGUCCUGGUCGCGAGCUACGCUGACAGGACUGGUCACGACCGUGUGUCCCGAAGCGUCCUCGAGAACACGUCCGAAAAGUAGUCAGAGACCGUACGUCGUCGAGCACGCGGCACACGUGAGCGGAACGAAGACGAACUGCUACCGAGCACGGCCGAAAGCCAACGAGCAUCGACGAUCGUCUCUUGAGGUAUCCUGGCUCGUCGCUGAUUGGCCGAAACUUCGAGGAAGUGGUUACCGUCGAUGAGGGCUCGAACCACACCGCCACGUGAGUUUAGCUCCGUAUCGUGAACCAGGAUAUCGCGCGCGUCUUUUCAUCGUAUUCUGGAACACCGUACGACCAGUUUUACCGCGCCAAACCGUCAAUUGUCUCUCCGCAUUUCUCCCUGGAUACAUAACAUUCGAACCUCGAGCUACGUGUUCGAACAAGAGGAUCGUGUCGAAGAAUCUUGACGCUGUUGUGGUCGUAGUGGUUCGACAGACUAGAGAAACAACAUGAAGAAAUACGUACGUUCGUAUUUACAUAUCUUAUGGGAAGCGUAUAUUGACUCGAACCAGAUUCAUCAAUAACGUCGUCUGGAACGAUUAAACCAUUCGGAGUAGCUUCUAGAAACUAAGUGACAACUACAGUAAGCUACCUAAUCAUUUAUCAAAUAUUGCGGUUAGAAAUUAGAACCCUUAAGAGGGCGCUUUACCGCCCCCCUGAAACUGGUACGGUAAACGUCGAAACGAUUUCGUUUGACCGUGGGAUCAAAGAUGGAGUAUCGAUCUACGUCAUCAUGUCAUCACGUGGCGAUCCUGAUCUAGGCCAACGUCUUUACCCCAUAUGACGUUGCGUCUUUCGGCCGGUGUCUUCUAGACGGUGUUUCCCUUCUAAGUAUAAAACUAUCCUUCCAAUCAGACGUCAAACUUUAACCAUGAAAAUGGCGAAGCUUCGUAUUCGUGUCGAAGACAUGCUCGGAUCGUCGCGCGAGCUUCGAGUUCGUUCUUUCGUUAAGUUGAACGCGACUAUUCGUUGAACACUUCGAAUUCGAUGUCGCGGAACUGUCUUCGUGACGCACUCUUUAUCGACAAAAGAGAAAGUUGGUGUCUUUUAGUGUUAUAAAUAGAAGUGAAUAGUGAAUAAAACGUUUACCAGGGAAACUAGGCCUUUUUCCCUAUAUUUCGUUCACUAGAGAUUUUCGUAGCUGAAAAUUUUUCGUCAAACUUUGUCACCGGAAGUGUUUAUUCUUUUUUUUAAUAUACCGAGGUAAACGUCUAGUGUAAAACAAAACGCAUAGGGAUACUUGUAAAUUAAUUCUAUAGCUUUUUGCUAUUUAACGGUUUAACAGUAUUAUAACAAAAGCUGCUUGUAUGAUAUUACAAUUUUUCGUAUAUUUAAUAAUAUUUAUUAAACAACAAAGAGAUAGAAAUCGUAAAGUAUAGUUCUUAGGUUAAUCGAGAAAUUGUCUAUAAUGACUCACGCGGUUUAGUGACUCGGUGACUCGGUGAUUUACCUGAAGAAUCGACAAAAAGUUGCUACCGCGUGCGUGCUCUAAAAAGUGACACGAACUGUUGACCCACCCUCGGUCACGAAACAAGUAUCCCUGGUGCUCCGGAAAUCGUUGCCACAACGUGGGCUUGAAGUCACCUGUUUUCGGGCAUACGGGAGCGGAAGGAGCGUAGAUGAAUCCUGCUGUCUGCAUCCUUGAUGGAAACGUUAGUGCGAGACAUUAAGGCGAUCUUCGAUGCUUAAAUGGAAGGUUUCCAGGACGGAUUAAACAAUCUGCAACGCAAGAAGGAGCAUCCACUUCUAUGCUGGCGAAUUUAUUUGGUACGACCUGGGGUUGUGUCGGGGUAGCUAGUAAAGCAUCUGUUGGUGGCGGAGAGGAGAUUUCGACGAACGAAGAGCAAACGAAGAGGGCGGGGAGCACGUUUGGCAGGAGAAGGAGGAGAAGAAGAAGAGGAAGUCGAGAAAGUGUAGGCGCAGGCGCCUUAGGUGAUGUGAGGCUGGCGCCCGCCUCACGUUUGGGGUGAUGCCCUCCAGUGAGCCUCAUCCCCCCCAGUACCACCUUCAGCACCACGCCAUUCCUCCCUCGCAUCUUCAGCAACAUACGUCGAGCGCGAUCGGGCAACAUCAGCUCUACCAGCAGCUGGUGGCGGCCCAUCAUCAGCAACAGCAACAACAACAACAGCAGCAGCAGCAACAGCGACAGCAGCAACACGGCGGGCUUUUUCAAAAUUCCGCGUACACGCAACAGAAGCAGGAGAUGAGCCCGGAGGAGGAGGGGGGUCGAGGGGGCGGGUCCCCCCCGGCAGCAGGGGCUGCACUACAUCAGCCUCAUCACCCCCGGACGGCUAGUCCACCCUCAGGCACUGAACCCUGCACCCGAGAUGCUAUACCAACGCCUACGCCAAUCGCGGAUACUACCACAACAACAACGACAACUACUAUGACAAUGCAGUCGCAAGGGCAACAGCAGGAACAACAAGGUCCAAGCCCUAGUCCCAGUCCAACAGGGGGUGAUGUUGAAAAAUUUGACGGAAAGAUUGUCUAUAAUCCCGACGGCUCGGCGUAUAUUAUCGAGGGAGAGAGCGAACUUAGCGAGGAUGAUUCGUUGCCGGACGGUUGUAUCGUAGAUGGGCGCGGUGUGUCGGUUCCUCAUUCUCUGGUAUUUCCUCAAAUCGCUAGCGCGUACUACGUGUCAAGACUGUACGCGCAUCAGGCUUAUCAGCAACAGCAGCAGCAGCAGCAACAACGUUCGACGGUGCAGCAGCACAAUCCCGAUCUUCCCGUGAUGCACAGUUAUCGAGUGAUCAGUUACAGAAGCGCGGAGGGUAGUAAACAACCGCCCCCACCUCCGGCGACCCCUCCACCUCCCGCUGCAUCCGUACCCGUCAAACCUAUCCUAAUGUGCUUCAUAUGUAAACUGAGUUUUGGUUACGCGAAGAGUUUCGUGGCGCACGCACAGGGUGAGCAUCAGCUAACCUUAAUGGAGGACGAAAGGCAGGUACUCUCUCAUUCAACUGCAUCGGCUAUCAUUCAAGCCGUGGGUAGAGGAAAGCAACCUUUGGUCAGUUUCCUCGAACCCGUGACUAGCUCCACGUGUCCGCAACCAUCGCCCGCUCAAAUGCAAAGCCAACAGCAACAGCAACGCACCGAUUCGAAUGAUCACGAAACGCCAACGACGACCAGUACACCUGCCAGCACCCCGGGUGUACCGAGCAGUCCUCAACAACAGCAGCAGCAACAACAGCAGAGGCCGUCGUCGAGUACUCCUACGACACCCACGUCUCAUUCGAAUCAUCCUCUCGCGUAUAAUCAUCAGCAGACGCAGCAACAUCAGUGGACCGGCGCUCAAGUGAGCGCAGCAUCGUGGGCGAAAGCACCGGAAGCCGUUGGCAUUCAUUACACUUCACCGCCGCCACCGCAGUCUUCGUCGACGAAGGGUUCGCCGUCUUCGUACGCCGCUCUAACUCAGCAACCACCGAAUUUUCUGACUGGCACGACCAUCGGCGUUUGUCCGGAGCACAUGCAAGGUAGGCCGAGCGGGGUCGAGUGUCCGAAGUGCGAGCUUAUACUGGCUAGCAGUAGAUUAGCCGGUCCCGGUGGUCCGCUAGCUGGUAUUCAUAGUCGGAACUCCUGCAAAACCCUGAAAUGUCCUAAAUGUAAUUGGCACUACAAGUACCAAGAAACUCUGGAAAUACACAUGAAAGAGAAACAUCCGGAGAGCGAAACCUCUUGCAUUUACUGUAUCGCUGGUCAACCGCAUCCUAGAUUAGCGCGCGGCGAAACGUACACGUGCGGAUACAAACCGUACAGGUGCGAGGUAUGCAACUAUUCCACCACGACGAAAGGGAAUCUCAGUAUUCAUAUGCAAAGUGACAAGCAUUUAAACAACAUGCAGGAGCUUCAGCAGGGUAGCGGCGGCAGUACGAGCGCGAACAAUCCAUCGUCGUCGCAAGACGCGCCGAUGCCGACGAGAAGUCCGCAUCAUCAACAAAAUCAUAGCCCUCAUAUCACUGGCCAGGUCGGUAAUCAAGGUAAACCGAAACCGACGUUUCGUUGCGACGUGUGCAACUACGAGACGAACGUCGCUCGAAAUUUAAGGAUACACAUGACCAGCGAGAAACAUACGCACAAUAUGCUGGUUCUCCAACAGAACGUGAAACAUAUGCAGACGUUGUCCGCGCUACAGUCUCAUCAUCAGCAGGCUCAACACCAUCAUCAAGCGCAACAACAGCAUCAGCAGCAACUCGAGCAGCUGCUUCAUCUGGGCGGUUUGGACAAGCCGCAACACGCGGAAGCGGCAUUGGCUGAUAUGGCUUACAAUCAGGCUUUAUUGAUCCAAAUGAUGACCGGGGGUCAGUUACCACCUCAACUUCCACCAGAGAUUAUGGGCGGUAUGGCGAGUAUGAGCGCGAUGGGCAACCUUGGCGGAGACGUUGGUCUAUCGCCGGACAGCAUGGAUCCACCACCGGAACCAGCGGAUCCCGAUCCGUCUCAUCUCUAUCACUGCUGCGUUUGUAAUAAUUUCGCGACCGAUUCGUUGGAAGCUUUGAGCCAUCACCUGGGCGUCGACAGGACCAGAACGCGGGAGGGGGAGAUCCUCGCCCUGGUGGCUGGCCACUUCGUUUGUAAACUUUGUUCCUAUAAAACUAACUUAAAAGCGAACUUUCAACUUCACUGCAAAACCGAUAAGCACCUCCAACGUCUGCAGCACGUGAAUCACGUGAAAGAGGGUGGGCCUAGAAACGAGUGGAAACUCAAGUACUUAGCCUCACCCACUAGCGCCCCGCAAUUACGCUGUCACGCAUGCGAUUAUUACACGAAUAGCGGCCAUAAAUUGGCCUUGCACGCUGCAUCGCCCAGACACGAAGCCGCGGCUCUACUUCUUCGUCACCUGUUAGAGGCGAGCGCCAAUGUACCGUCUCAGGCGAAAUUGUAUCAUUGCGCGCUGUGCGGGUUCAGCGCGAGACACCGAUUGCCGCUUCUGCAGCAUGUCCGAUCGUUGAGACAUCUUCAAAUGGAACAGUUGCAUCAGUUACAUCGGCGAAGCGGCAUUCAAGGAAACGAAACCCCUCAUACCGACAUCGGUGACGUUUUUCAAGUGAUGAGCGAUCCUGAUGUACCACCCACGCAACAACCAAGUCCUUCUACACCGACUACUCCGAACGCUACUAACGUCAAUAGUGAACGCCGCGAGGAGGGUAGCGAUUGCGGUAGCGAGGUGAAGCAGGAACCGGACAACGAUCAAGAACCGGAACAAGAAGCCGAGACCGAACAGGAGGAAGUCAUCUGUCCGUAUUGCACUUAUCAGCCGACAUCACGCGAAGAAUUGAGACAGCAUUUGCAAGUGGCUCAUGUUCAAGACUCGGAGGACAAAGUAGAGGCUGUUAAGGAAGAACCAGCUCCGGAAUUGUUGUGCCCGUUGUGUCAGGAUAGCUUCAAAGAGCGUUCCGCUUUGGAGAAACACGUGAUGCAAAUUCAUUCGGUGAACGCCGACGGUUUGCAGCGGUUGUUGCUUCUGGUAGAUCAGAGCCACUGGUUGAACAACAAUCCGCGAAACACUUUAACCCCGGCAGCGACUACGCCAACGUCACCGACCACCACCACCAAGCCGGUACAGGAAGAAGAUAUGAGCGAGCGCGGCAUGAACGAGGAGAUAGAGGAGAUUACCAGAUGCACUAUUUGCGGACGCGUGUGUCGCUCUUUGGAGGAGUUGCAACAACAUCACAGGGAGAUCCAUCCGGCCACUACGCCUACGUUGGCGGUCAGCGAGAAACACGUUUACAAGUAUCGGUGCGGACAGUGCAGCCUCGCGUUCAAGACCUUGGAGAAACUGCAGCAACACUCGCAGUAUCACGCGAUCAGGGAUGCGACGAAAUGCGCGCUUUGCGGCCGAUCCUUUCGUUCGGUUCAAGCGCUUCAGAGACAUCUUGAAUCGGCUCACGCGGAUCUCCACGAGGACGAGUUGGCUCAAUACAAGCAGAGCCUGCUGCACGCUCAUCCGUUGCUUUUAGCGCUCACCGAGGAAGCUCUGCGUAGACAAGGCAACUUGAGCGGGGAACAGAACCCGGAGGACGAUACCAGCAAGGCGGACGAGGAAGAGAGUGACGCGAGCGAUUCAUCGCCUCUGCACAAGGAACAACGUCUCUUGGAGGAUUAUCUGAACAGCCAAACGGUUGCCGAGGAUUCUUACCACGAUCCGGGCAGAAAGUUCAAAUGUCAUCGUUGCAAGGUAGCCUUCACGCGGCAGAGUUAUUUGACCGGGCACAAUAAGACCCUGUUGCAUCGCAAAGGGGAGAAGAUGUCUUAUCCGAUGGAGAAGUAUUUGGAUCCGAAUAGACCAUACAAAUGUGACGUUUGUAAGGAGAGUUUCACUCAGAAAAAUAUACUGCUCGUUCAUUAUAAUAGCGUUAGCCAUUUGCACAAGUUGAAGAGAGCCAUGCAAGAGCAGGGUAACAACAACACUCUGAUCUCGGUUGUACCUCCUGCCAGUCCGACGGAAUCGCCGGACUCUCAGCAGGACCAGGACAAGAAGCCUUACAAAUGUAACAUUUGUAAGGUCGCGUAUUCGCAAGGUAGCACUUUGGAUAUUCACAUGAGAAGCGUGCUCCAUCAGACGAGGGCUAGCAAACUGCCAGAUCUCGCGGCUAGCGGGCAAUUGGAUCUUGCUCGUCCGCUAAUCGAACAACCACCUCCAACCAGUCCGAACAGUUCACCAGUUAACACCAGCACUGGUAACGCAGGCUCCAUGUUAUCCUGUCCGCGAUGCAGCGCUCUGUUCGUGAACCAAGAACAACUGGCCACGCAUCAGCAACUCUACUGUAUCUUCAGCAAUCCGUUGGCGUUGUUUCAACAAUUGGCAGCCUCGCAACAGCUCGCUUCAUCGGCCCCCGCUAAAACCCCACCGCCUAUGUCUACCACUCCAGGCCCGCAGCAACACAUGCAACAAACUACUCAGCACUCUUCGCAGACGACGCAGGAUAUACUAUCGCAGCCGCGGCACAAAACGUCGCAGAUGUAUAAGCAUCUGUUGGAGAGUUUCGGAUUCGACCUGGUGAUGCAGUUCAACGAGAAUCAUCAGAGACGUCAACGGAAGGAGGAGGAGGCCGCGGCUGCGCUUCAGGCUCAGCAGCAACAGCAGAAGCAGGAACAACAGAAGCAAGCUCUUGCCGCUCAAGCUGCGCGCGAAAGGGAAGAAGAAGCUGAAGAGCAUACCGACGACGAUGUGAUACCAGAAUUAACUAGGAGCACUUGCCAGCAUUGUAACAAGGAGUUUAGUAGCGUGUGGGUCCUCAAGGCCCACUGCGAGGAGGUACAUCGUGAUCUGGUACCGCGAGAGUUUUUGGAAAAGUAUGCUCAACAAUUCAAAUGCGAAUACGAAAAGAAAAGCGUCGUGGUGACAGUUGCGACAUCUUCGUCUACAUCUUCCGGGCCAAGGAGCUCGACACCCGCCUCCGGCCAGGUACAGGACGUUGUUUCGGACAAGGAACAACGCGAGAAAGAGAAGGAUGAACCUGCUGAGAACAAAGAUCGCAUCAGCAAGACUCCGGAAGCCACAUCAACCACUCCAGCAACAACUCCGGCGUUAAGUAAUACACCAUUGUCGAGCACGGAUUCAACGACUCCUACCGUACUGGCAACAAAUUCAUCGCUUCAUAUUCAACAACCGCAACAACAACAGCAGCAACAGCAACAGCAGCAACAGGCGCAACAGCCUCAACAGCAACAGCAACAGCAGCAGCAGCAACACGCUCAGUUAACUCUGGCUCAACAAAUGACUGAAAUGCAGGCUGCUUUGAAUGCAAUGGCUGCAUCUCAACUGCAGCAGCAACUGCAACAGUAUCCUGGACUGAUGAUGGGUAUGAUGGGUCUACCUCUUGGAUUAAACGUACCUGCUUUAGCUGCCAUGAACCUUCAGCCACCGCUAGUACCAAUGAUGUUACCACCACCUCCGUACGAUGGAACGGCCACCGCGUAUCCGCCUAUCAAUGCUCAGGCUGAUCUUCUCGCUAAGCAACAUCUCGCCCUGCAGCAACAACAAGCAGCUGCCGCUAACGUAGCUGCUUCACAGAAACGAGCUCGAACUCGCAUCACGGAUGAACAGCUAAAAAUAUUGCGAGCACAUUUCGAUAUUAACAAUUCCCCCGGUGAAGAACAGAUUCUAGACAUGGCAGCGCAAAGCGGAUUACCGCCGAAAGUGAUUAAACACUGGUUUCGAAACACGUUGUUUAAAGAACGUCAACGCAACAAAGAUAGCCCUUACAACUUUAACAAUCCUCCGAGCACCACGUUAAACCUCGAAGAAUACGAAAAGACCGGGGAGGCGAAAGUUACUCCGUUAAAUUCUAGCGUGUCUGGAAGCAGUUCCUCCGACGACAAAAGUCCUAACAAACAAGCAACACCUCCGCCGCCGACGACAAUUAAUACACCACAGGCUAGCGAGAUAAAGCAAGAGGUUCAGGAACCACCGCCGUGUCACAUUCAGCAGCAAACGCAACAUCAGGAAGAGCAGCAGCAUCACUCGCCAGGAAGUUCGGGUGGACAGCAGUCUAGGCCACAUUCACCGGCCCUCAGCAUGAGCUCGGUUUUUUCCGGGAUUCAUCAUGACGUUUCAUCGCACGCUCCAUCGACGACCAGCGCGCCGAGCACGCCGAUGCUACCGCCGAAAUUAGCGCCACAAAAUUUCGCCAGUCCGAAUCCCGGACCAGGUGGCGUUGUACCGGGCGCCAUCGCGGCGAUUGCAUUGACACCUCAGAGAUCCCUGAGCCCCGGGCGUGGGCCGACCGAUUACUCUUUCGGGGGUAGUACCAAUGGCAACAGUUCUUCCGGCAGCAGCUCGGGCAAACGGGCGAACCGAACAAGAUUCACCGACUAUCAGAUCAAAGUUCUUCAAGAGUUCUUCGAAAACAACGCCUACCCGAAGGACGACGAUUUAGAAUACUUAAGCAAGCUUCUCGGAUUGAGUCCGCGCGUGAUCGUGGUUUGGUUCCAAAACGCCAGGCAGAAGGCUCGCAAGGUAUACGAGAAUCAACCGGCCGCCGAACCAGUGGCAACGGGCAACCGCGAGGGCGACGAUGGUUCGGGUCGCUUUCAACGAACGCCAGGCUUAAACUAUCAAUGCAAAAAGUGUUUGUUAGUAUUUCAGAGAUACUACGAGCUAAUCCGUCAUCAGAAGACGCACUGUUUCAAGGAGGAGGACGCGAAGAGAAGCGCCCAAGCGCAGGCUGCCGCGGCUCAAGUGGCCGCGGUUUUGAGUUCCGAAGAUAGCAACAGCAGCUCUACGACCACCACCGCGAAUCCUGUGCCCAGUAAUCCUACCAGUGCGCCUGCACUCGCGGAACAACUUCAGCAACCGUUGAGCACCACCACGUCGCCUCAUCAUCAGCAACAGACGGUGGCUCAGUCUCUUCAGCAGUCUCAACAACAGACGCAGCAACAGCAACAACAGUCGCAGUCGCAGACCGAGUCGAAGGAAGGUAGCUUUCAGUGCGACAAAUGCAAUCUGAUGUUCGGUCGAUUUGAACAAUGGCGAGAACAUCAGCUGGUACAUAUCAUGAACCCGUCCUUAUUCCCACCGGCGUAUCCGCCAGACUCACCUUUCGGAAUCCUUCAACAGCAAGCACUGAACGCUACCUCUAGCGUGGCGACCGAUACUCCUCAUCCCCUUCUCGCGAUGAUGCAAGAUAGGAAGAGGAAGUACGAAGAUUUCGAGGAGGGUACAGGGGGCGAAUCUCGAUCGAAUUCCGAGCACAGCGAACAGCCGAAAGACAAACGUUUGAGAACGACCAUACUUCCGGAACAGUUGGAUUAUUUGUAUCAAAAGUAUCAAGUCGAGUCGAAUCCAUCGAGAAAAAUGCUGGAGACUAUAGCGCGCGAGGUCGGUCUGAAGAAGCGGGUAGUUCAAGUGUGGUUCCAAAAUACCCGUGCGCGCGAACGGAAGGGUCAGUUUCGAGCGCACAGCCAAGUGAUCAAUAAACGUUGCCCGUUUUGCCCGGCGUUGUUUAAAGUAAAAUCCGCUUUAGAAUCGCAUCUCAGUAGCAAGCACGCCGAUCAGGUUGCCCGGGGCGAGGUGAAUAUAGAUAACAUCCCCGACGAGGAACUGUCGAUGGAGUCAGCGCCCUCGAAUCCAAGCACGCCGAACAUGAUGCCGCCGUUGUUUCCACCCUUCAACACCGACAUGGAAGCAUCGUUAAAGAAGUAUUACGAAGAAUCGAUGAAACGGUACAUCAGCGAACUGCAAGCCCACGCGAGUAAUGGUAAACAGGAGGCAUCGAAUCAUCAGACUGGCGGUAACAGCGGGGAAACUCCUUUGGAUUUGAGCAAACCGGUCGAUCUUAGCCGCCCGAUGAAACUGAGUCUCGGAUUGAGCAAUCUAUUGGAAGAACAACAGCAUGGCGCGCAUUUCCGCGGUGGUAGCGACUGCGGACCGUUGACCGAUCUCUCCGAACGAAGUAUUUGCGACGACGACAGUAUGAGCGAAACGACGGAAUUUCUAGACGACGAGAGUGGACCGGCGAGUCCGGCAUCGAGUACGCAGAGCUCGAGGCAGGGAUCUGCUUCGGCUGGUACCGGAAGUACCGCGGGUCCGCCGGCGACCGGUACCGGUAGCGGGACCGGCCAACAAAGCGGCAAGAGAUAUCGCACUCAGAUGUCAGCUACUCAAGUGAAGGUGAUGAAGUCACUGUUCUCGGAUUACAAGACACCGACGAUGGCCGAGUGCGAGAUGCUCGGCCGCGAAAUUGGUCUGCCAAAGCGUGUGGUUCAGGUCUGGUUCCAGAAUGCCCGUGCAAAGGAGAAAAAAGCUAGACUGGCGGCAGGUUUGCCAGCCGAGGGCUCAGCAGUCCAACCGCAUCGUGGACCGACUGGGCCCGACGAAUGUAGACUCUGCUCAGUCCGAUACUCGGCUAAGUCGCCGCUUCAGGAACACGUUUUCUCGCGACGGCACAUCGAGUCGGUGCGUGUCGCCGUCGAGGAAGGCAGCCUCGUGCCACCAACACCCGGCGCACCGAUCGUUCCUGGUGGUAACACUGGCCCAGCAGGGAUCGCCAAUUCGCCGGUGGUCGGAGCCACUAAUCAGCAAGCUGCCCAGCAGCAGCAGCAGCAGCAGCAAUCGGACGAAAACAUGAUGUACGGAUCCUUGUUCCUCCAUCCUACGGCGAUGUUCCAGCCACAGCAACAACAACACCCGGGUGCCGCAGCGGCUAGCACCGCUACCACUACGCCCGUAGCGGCUUCAGGUUUAAGCGGCAGCAUGCACGGGAGUGGUCUUAUGUCGUUGCACGUGGAAGGAGGCAGCCAGGUCCAAGUGCCGCGCUCGUUGAUGCAGGCAUUCUUGCAGCAAGAUCCGAAUCAUCCUGGAUUGGAGACGGUGCGGCUGCCAACGCCUCCGUGCGGUUCCGAUGAAAACGGUCCGCCGCAACACUGUCGCGAGGUGGAAAUCGAAUUGUGUCUUGUAUGCCGCCGAUGUGGUCGAGCUUAUCCCCAGGAAUCAACGCUUCUCGCGCACCAAAGAUCCUGCUAUCUAGGCAAUCAACAACGUCGCGGCGCGCUACGUCUUGUUCAAUCUCGUUACGCUUGUUCCUUGUGCGAUGGAAACAACCCAGCGCGAACGUACACGACCGUCAGCGAAUGGCGGCGUCACUCUGAAACGGUUCAGCAUCGUACUCGCCUCGAUGCUAACCAAGAACGUCAGCAGCAACAGCAACAGUUUUGCAACAUCGCCGGUGAAUCCGGCGGUCAGUGCGGCGAGGAAGUGCAUCCGCUUACAGACGAAAUGGAGGAUGUCGUUAAUCAAAUUACCUUACUGGCAGCUCGUGCCGCCGCUGAGAGCACGACCGGCCAGUCACAGGGUAACGAAAGAGCGAGCCAGGACAACAACAACGGUCCCGAUGUUAAGAGACAGAAAUUAGUCCAAGAAGUUGCCGCCCUGGCUGGUGCACGUUAGAUCAGAUUGAAUCGGACGGGGACUGCGCUUGAAGAACUUGAAGGAUGUUAGAAACUUUAGGGAUACGCGAUAGAAUCGUACAGGUAUCUGAUCACCUCCUAAUGCGACUUCUUCGGACCAGAAAAGAAGAGUAAGGGAAAAGGGGUAAAAAAAAGGAUUGGAGAAAAGUGUCGGAUAGAUAUUCUUCGAGAGAGGUACUCGAUAACGAAAGCAAACAACGUUCCUAACAGACUAGAUAAAGGGGAGGAGGUCCUAAUCCAGGCUGGGGUUAAUCGUGGGGGACUUUUUCUUCUGCUUCGGGCACCAAGGGAUCCAGUAUAGAUUCCAGGUACCUUGAGUGUGGACGAUGGACCAAUCACGACUAAACGCGCAUAUGGAUCUCUCUCUUAUCUCAUUCUAUUUUAGUUGCCCACGACUACCGUCGUGUAUUCACCAAUUUAACUAAUAUUUUUGUUACGACGAAUAUACACGCGUGCCAGCACGAAGCACGCUCACUAAAGUUCCUUCAUUAGAAAGAACGAAGAGGUUCGGGAUGAUAAAACGCGUUAGAUUAACGAACGAGCGAAAAUGAUCGAUACCGUUCGCAAAGGCGUUGCUUGGUACCAAGUGGAUUUCUUCGGCGAAUUACCGAUAUAUCGUUAACCGUACCUAUCCGUGAGCUUAUGCCAUUCUUAACCGUUAGUGGAGAAAAGAAGCUCAAAAACGCGUGAUAGCGAAACGCGACGGACGGAAGAGUUUUAGGGUUGGGGGUGUUGGGGGGUGACGGGGUGAAGAUUAGUGUCGACGACGUUGAAGACGCGUUGAGGUGGGCUAAUUUAAACGUUCCUAUGUAAAGUAAUAAUAAAGAUUUAAUGAAGAAGAUGAUGAAGAAGAAAACAAAAUGAAACUAAUGGAUUACUAAAAAAUGCGAACAGACAUUAAAGCGCGACGAAGUUGGGCACACCGCGCAACAGUUCACGAAAACUAAGCGGAAGCAUUUGUUACGGAUACGUACGUAUUUGUUCGUCUAAAAAAAAAAAGAACGAAAAAAUGUUCGCUCUCUAUCUUCCUAUCUCUUUUUUUCUCUUGUUGCGUGAGUGUGUAUGGGUGAUACUGGGGAGUGUGUAUUAGGAGAACGCGAAGAAAACGCGUCGUUACCGACGAUGACCACAGAGCGCCUUUGCUAGGAGAAGAAAAUCACAGAAUCGAAGUCACGUCGCUACGUUCCUCUUUUAAUUUGCAUAAAUGAACAAGUGAAAUGAAAGAAACGCGCGAAAGAACGAUAGAAUCCUAUUACGUUUUAGGAGACCGACCUACGACUUUAUUGAAAAAUGGGUGACAGAACGAGAGAGAGAGUUCACGCGAUACGCGUACACACAAUUUACACCCGAAUCACUCGAUACCUACACACAUAUACAUAUGCGCAUAUAUGUACAUAUAUAUACAAACGCAUAUAUAUAUAUGCAUACAUACUUUUAAACACAUACAGGGCAUAAACCCCGCGGCUGGGAGGGGUUUAGAUACGAUAUAUCGUUAUCGGCGUGUGAAUUUUAACAUAUUCCGUUCUGUUUUGACCGCGAGAACAAACGUUACGAUCGUAGAACGAGACGACACCGAACAUCAAUUUUUUCGAGAGUAACAGCGACGAGAGAGAAAAAGAACAAACGAGAAGAAAGAUAAGAAAGCGCGAAGGGGCAGAAGCUGUCCAAUCGCGGCACACGUUCGCAUUCAAUGACAGGCAAGACCCAGCAACAUGGUUCCUAUACUUAAUAAAAUUAUAUUUAAUAACGCGAGAUAAGAAAAAAAAAAAUAUUAUUAAUAAUAACAUUAAUGAUAAUAACACGCAUAGUAAUAAUAAUGAUAGUAAUAAAAUAAUUUUAGACAUAGCUAUCGAUAGCUGUAACUAUAUUAUCGUUAACUAACGAUCGACAAUUAAUCAAUCAAUCAGAUGUAAUUACACGAUCGAGCGAAAUGAUUAAAAGAAAAAACAAAAGAAGAAAAAAAAUCGAACAGGCGAGAACCUUUUGUUCUUGUUUUCGAAAGUGAUAGAAUUAAACGUGAUGCGAAUGGUUCUUUCGAAAAAGAUAAAGAACAAACGAAGUGCGGUAUUUCAUGUACGCGCGAAAAAAAAAAAAAGAAACGAUGCUCG
This is a messenger RNA of Osmia bicornis bicornis, 14158 nucleotides long. It is a transcript of the gene zfh2, whose product is annotated as zinc finger homeobox protein 4. Gene Ontology annotation, cellular component: nucleus. The transcript is spliced from 9 exons. NCBI's taxonomy places the organism in Eukaryota, Metazoa, Arthropoda, Insecta, Hymenoptera, Megachilidae. Gene Ontology annotation, molecular function: DNA-binding transcription factor activity, RNA polymerase II-specific; zinc ion binding; RNA polymerase II cis-regulatory region sequence-specific DNA binding. The record is from RefSeq and is a predicted model, not a curated record. Bases 2113 to 12030 code for a protein of 3305 amino acids. Gene Ontology annotation, biological process: regulation of transcription by RNA polymerase II.